GACACAGUUGGUGGCAGCAAUGCACUGAUAGGACAGUUGCUCUGUUUUAGAACAGUGUGUCCCUGGCCAUGAGCCUGACCAAUACCGGUGUUUACUUUACUAAACAGAUACGGUCGAUAUAAAGAGUUUUCGCCGUAUGGGGAAAAACUUGAACGCGCAUUUUAUGUACCUUCAGCGUCCCAGGACAUCGAGCUUGGAAUAAAUAAACGAUUUAUGUAAACGCGGCCUUUUUGGUUGCGUCUACUUGGAUAAGUGAACUGAAGCUUAUCUACACGGUGUCUGACGUUGAUGGAUGCCUUGAAAUAGGACUGGGAAAGGCUUCAAAUAGCCAAUCCGAAAUUGGCUAAAGUCGGUGUUUAACAUAAACCUACAGAUCCGGUUUCCGUGAACCGUUAUUCUACUUGAGGUUCUGAUAAAGUAACCCAAAAUACAAUGGCAGCAACUGCCCGGCGAAUGCCGAUGGGUGUGCGGACAUUCAGUGAGUUUUUGGAGAUUGCUGUAGGCUCUGGGCGUUCACCAUGUCACACCGCGGGGUCAAGAGAACAUAUGAGACAGACUAUCAGACACUUGUCAUCAUGUGGUAUUGUAAUGACUAGGACUCCCAGAGUGCUUUGCCAUCAGCAGAAUUGGGACACAAUGACAUCAGUUCCCCACAGCAGAAACUUCAUGGGGUUUACAAAUAAGAGAAAGGAGUACUCCGAGCGGAGGAUACUGGGGUACUCUAUGCUGGAGAUGUAUGAUGUGGUAGCCAACGUGGAUGACUACAAACUCUUUGUCCCCUGGUGUAAGAAGUCCCAGACCAUCAUGAAGAGGGCAGGCCACUCCAAAGCUCAGCUAGAGGUGGGAUUCCCACCCAUCGUAGAGCGAUACACAUCCAUGAUCAGCGUGGUGCGACCCCACAUGGUCAAAGCGGUGUGCACAGAUGGAACACUUUUUAACCACCUGGAGACGAUAUGGCGCUUCAGUCCUGGAAUCCCUGGUUAUCCCCGCACCUGCACUGUGGACGUUUCGAUCUCGUUUGAGUUCCGCUCCUUGCUCCACUCUCAGUUAGCAACUGUGUUUUUUGACGAGGUGGUAAAGAAGAAUGUGUCUGCCUUUGAGCGCCGGGCCGGAACGCUCUACGGCCCACAGACUCGCGUCCCACGGGAGUUAAUGUUCCAUGAGGUACACCAAACGUGAGGUCCAUCUGCCAUUGUGUGCCCUUGACCCAAAACAGCCUGCACCUUCACCCUGGCUGUCCCCUGUAUCACCUAGCUGGACCUGCAUGACACUACACCACCAACCACCUCCAUUGCCACCCAGGUGCCAUUAGCCUGGUCCCAGAACUGUUUGUGCCGUCUUGCCAACUCCUAGGGUCACACUGGCGUGAGACAGCACUUCUGAGAUCUUGGACCAUCUGGGACCAGGCUAAGAGGCCACUUCGUGCAACCUCACAUCACAGAGUAAGGACCAAGCAAUCAGUGUGGGCAUCAGCCCAGCGAAACACCCUUCACAACUAGUUGAAAGUCCCAUAUCUUAGCCUGGAUCAUGUCUUGUAAAAAUCUGCCAUCUACCUCCUCACAAGGGUUACUCUUCAAUGUUGCAUUGGUGCUUGUGCACAAUUUAAAUAGAAGAAUCCUUCUUCCAAAUCUAGUUGUAAAACAAAAAACAAAACAUAUUGCAACAGAUUUAAUGUAUUGCUGUGUAAGCGUGAGUGAACAGGACACAAUAUUGAGUCAACCGAUGACAUGGACCAUUUUGAGUCUGUCAUACAGUAUGUCUGUUGAUGCUUCAGAUUGUUGGAAGAAUGGAUGCAGGUGCACUCCACUUACCUGCCACAUUAAAGUCGUACAUUCAUGUCAAAUUAAUUUAUCUUAGAAAUAUAUUUUAAAUGUACAGUAUUGCUUAUACCAAGAAGUGCUUAUUUAAAAUGUAUUUGUUUUGAAGUUAUUGAUUAUAAAUAUACACUGAGUAUACAAAACAUUAGGAACACCUACUCUUUCCAUGAGAGUUUUCACCUGGUCAGUCUAUGAUCCCUUAUUGAUGGAACCUGUUAAAUUUACUUCAAUCAGUGUAGAUGAAGGGGAGGAGACAGAUUAAAGAAGGAUUUUUAAGCCUUGAGACAAUUGAGACAUGGAUUGUGUAUGUGUGUCAUUCAGAGGGUGAAUGGGCAAGACAAAAAAGUGAAGUGCCUUUGAACGGGGUAUGGUAGUAGGUACACCAGUUGGUGUCAAGAACUGCAACACUGCUGGGUUUUUCACACAAGUUUCCGUGUGUAUCGAGAAUGGUCCACCAACCCAAGGACAUCCAGCCAACUUGACACAACUGUGGGAAGCAUCGGAGUCAACAUGGGCCAGCAUCCCUGUGGAACGCUUUUAACAUCUUGUAGAGUCCAUGCCCUGACAAAUUGAGUCUGUUCUGAGGGCAAAGGGGGGGUUGGGGGGUGCAACUCAAUAUUAGGAAGGUGUUCCUAAUAUGUUAUAAUUGUGUGUGUGUACAGUCGUGGCCAAAAGUUUUGAGAAUGUCUGUUUCAAAGUCUGCUGCCUCAGUUUGUAUGAUGGCAAUUUGCAUAUACUCUAGAAUGUUAUGAUCAGAUUAAUUGCAAUUACUUGCAAAUUAACUGAAACCCCAAAAACAUUUCCACUGCAUUUCAGCCCUGCCACAAAAUGACCAGCUGACAUCAUGUCAGUGAUUCUCUCGUUAAGACAGGUGUGAGUGUUGAUGAGGACAAGGCUGGAGAUCACUCUGUCAUGCUGAUUGAGUUUGAAUAACAGACUGGAAGCUUCAAAAGGAGGAUGGUGCUUGGAAUCAUUGUUCUUCCUCUGUCAAUCAUGGUUACCUGCAAGGAAACACGUGCCGUCAUCAUUGCUUUGCACAAAAAGGGCUUCACAAGCAAGGAUAUUGUUGCCAGUAAGAUUGCACCCUAAUCAACCAUUUAUCGGAUCAUCAAGAACUUCAAGGAGAGCGGUUCAAUUGUUGUGAAGAAGGCUUCAGGGUGCCCAAGAAAGUCCAGCAAGCGCCAGAACCGUCUCCUAAAGUUGAUUCAGCUGCAGGAUCGGGGCACCACCAGUACUGAGCUUGCUCACGAAUGGCAGGUGUGAGUGCAUCUGCACACACAGUGAGGCAAAGACUUUGAGGAUGGCUUGGUGUCAAGAAGGGCAGCAAAGAAGCCACUUCUCUCCAGGAAAAACAUCAGGGACAGACUGAUAUUCUGCAAAAGGUACAGGGAUUGGACUGCUGAGGACUGGGGUAAAGCCAUUUUCUCUGAUGAAUCCCCUUUCCGAUUGUUUGGGGCAUCCGGGAAAAAAGCAAGGCCAGAUAAAACAAGGUGAGCGCUGCCAUCGGUCCUGUGUCAUGUCAAAAGUAAAGCAUCCUGAGACCAUUCAUAUGUGGGGUUGCUUCUCAGCCAAGGGCGUGGGCUCACUCACAAUUUUGCCUAAGAACACAGCCAUGACUAAAGAAUGGUACCAACACAUCCUCAGAGAGCAAUUUCUCCCAACCAUCCAGGAACAGUUUGGUGAUGAACAAGGCCUUUUCCAGCAUGAUGGAGCACCUUGCCAUAAGGCAAAAGUGAUUACGAAAUGGCUCGGGGAACAAAACAAUCGAUAUUUUGGGUCCAUGGCCAGGAAACUCCCCAGACCUUUAAUCCCAUUGACAAUUUGUGGUCAAUCCUCAAGAGGCGGGUGGACAAACAAAACCCCACAAAUUCUGACAAACUCCAAACAUUGACUAUACAAGAAUGGGCUGCCAUCAGUCAGGAUGUGGCCCAGAAGUUAAUUGACAGCAUGCCAGAGCGGCUUGCUUGUCUUGAAAAAGAAGGGUGCAAAUAUUGACUCUUUGCAUCAACUUCAUGUAAUUGUCAAUAAGCCGUUGACACUUAUGAAUUGCUUGUCAUUUACUUCAGUAUUCCAUAGUAACAUCUGACAAAAAUGUCUUAAGACACUGAAGCAGCAAACUGUGGAAAUUAAUAUUUGUGUCAUUUUCAAAACUUUUGACCACGACUGUAUUGUGGUCACAUAGAAAUGUACUUUCCUUUUUGUCCAUUCGAAAUAGCAUCAAAUUGAUCAGAAAUAUAGUGUAGACAUUGUUAAUGUUGUAACUGACUAUUGUAGCUGGACAUCUAGGCAGAGUUGCAAAGAAAAAGCCAAAUCUCAAACUGGCCAAUAAAAAGAAAAUAUUAAGAUGGGCAAAAGAACACAGACACUGGACAGAGGAACUCUGCCUAAAAGGCCAGCAUCCUGGAGUUGCCUCUUCACUGUUGAAGUUGAGACUGGUGUUUUGCGAUACUAUUUAAAGAAGCUGCCAGUUGAGGACUUGUUUCUGUUUCUCAAACUAGAAACUAAUGUACUUGCCCUCUUGCUCAGUUGUGCACCGGGGCCUCCCACCCCUCUUUCUAUUCUGGUUAGAGACAGUUUUCGCUGUUCUGUGAAGGGAGUAGUACACACCGUUGUACGAGAUCUUCAGUUUCUUGACAAUUUCUCAACUAGUCUAAAGAAGGCCAUUAUUAUUGCUUAUUUAAUCAGGACGACAGUUUUCAGCUGUGCUAACAUAUUUGCAAAAGUGUGUUCUGAUGGUUGCUGAUAAUGGGCCUCCAUAGAUAUUCCAUAAAAAAAUCUGCCGUUUCCAGCUGCAAUAGUCAUUUACAACAUUAACGAUGUCUACACCGUAUUUCUGAUCAAUUUGAUGUUUAUUUUAAUGGACAAAAGUGUUUUCCUUUCAAAAACAGGGACAUUUCUAAGUGACCCCAAACUUUUGAACGGUAAUGUGUGUGUAAUUAAUAUGUAUUUGUGUGUGUGAGUGUGUAUAUAUAUAUAUAUAUAUUACAGUUGAAGUCAGAAGUUUUACAUACCGUAGCCAAAUAUAUUUAAACUCAGUUUUUCACAAUUCCUGACAUUUAAUCCUAGUAAAAAUUCCUUGUCUUAGGUCAGUUAUCACCACUUUAUUUUAAGAAUGUGAAAUGUCAAAAUAAUAGUAUGUACUAAUGGAAUGAUUUAUUUCAGCUUUUAUUUCUUUCAUUACAUUCCCAGUGGGUCAGAAGUUUACACACACUCAAUUAGUAUUUGGUAGCAUUGCCAUUUAAAUUGUUUAACGUGGGUCAAACGUUUCCACAAGCUCCCACAAUAAGUUGGGUGAAUUUUGGCCCAUUCCUCCUGACAUAGCUGGUGUAACUGAGUCAGGUUUGAAGGUCUCCUUGCUUGCACACGCUUUAUCAGUUCUGCCCACAAAUGUUCUAUAGGAUUAAGGUCAGGACUUUGUGAUGGCCACUCCAAUACCUUGACUUUGUUGUCCUUAAGCCAUUUUGCCACAACUUUGGAAUUGUGCUUGGGGGUCAUUGUCCAUUUGGAAGACCCAUUUGCGAGCAAGCUUUAACUGAUGUCUUUGAGACGUUACUUCAAUAUGUCCACAUAAUUUAGCUUCCUCAUGAAGCCAUCCAUUUUGUGAAGUGCACCAGUCCCUCCUGCAACAAAGCAUCCCCACAACAUGAUGCUGCCACCCCUGUGUUUCACGGUUGGGAUGGUGUUCUUUGGCUUGCAAGCCUCCCCCCUUUUCCUCUAAACAUAACGAUGGUCAUUAUGGACAAACAGUUCUAUUUUUGAUUUAUCAAAGUAGAUGUUCUAACUGACUUGCCAAAACUAUAGUUUGUUAACAAGAAAUUUGUGGAGUGGUUGCAAAACGAGUUAACGACUGCAACCUCAGUGUAUGUAAACUUCCGACUUCAACUGUGUGUGUGUGCGUGUGUGCGUGUGUGCGUGUGUGUGUGUGUACACACAUAUAUCAACACACAGUACCCGUCAAAAGUUUGGACACACCUACUCAUUUGCAAGUUUUUCUUUAUUUUUACAAAUAGGAAAGACAUCACAAUUAUGAAAUAAAACAUAUGGAAUCAUGUAGUAACCAAAAGUGUUAAACAAAUCCAAAUAUAUUAUAAAUAUAUUAUAUAUUUGAGAUUCAUCAAAGUAGCCACCACACUGUCUUGAUGGCAGCUUUGCACACUCUUAGCAUUCUCUCAACCAGCUUCACCUGUAAUGCUUUUUAAACAGUUUUGAAGGAGUUCCUACAUAUGGUUAGCACUUCUUGGCUCCUUCUCCUUCACUCUGCUUUCCAACUAAUCCCAAACCAUCUCAAUUGGGUUGAGGUCGGUUGAUUGUGGAGGCCAGGUCAUCAGAUGCAGCACUAUCAUUCUCCUUCUUGGUCAAAUAGCCCUGACACAGCCUGCAGGUGUGUUGGGUCAUUGUCCUGUUGAAAAACAAAUGAUCGUCCCACUAAGAGCAAACCAGAGGUGAUGGCGUAUCGCUGCAGAAUGCUGUGGUAGCCAUAAUGGUUAAGUGUGCUUUGGAUGCUAAAUAAAUCACGAACAGUGGCACCAGCAAAUAAUCAUCACAUCUUCUCCAUGCUUCACGGUGGGAACCACACAUGCAGAGAUCAUCCAUUCAUCUACUCUGCGUCUCAGACACAGCGGCUGGAACCAAAACUCUCACAUUUGGUACAGAUCUCCUUCAGUCUAAUGUCCAAUGCGCAUGCUUUUUAGCCCAAGCAAGUCUCUCUUCUUAUUAUUGGUGUCCUGUUAGUGGUUUCUUUGCAGAAAUCCAACCAUUUAGGCCUGAUUCAUGCAGUCUCUUCUGAACAGUUGUUGUUGAUGUCUGUUUCCUGUGGCAGUCCUCAUGAGAGCCAGUUUCAUCAUAGCGCUUGAUGGGUUUUACAACUGCACUUGAAGAAACUUUAAAUUUUCCAGAUUGACUGACCUUCAUGUCUUAAAGUAAUGAUGGACUGUCGUUUCUCUUUGCUUAUUUGAGCUGUUCUUGCCAUAACAUGGACUUGGUAUUUUACCAAAUAGGGCUAUCUUUUGUAUACCUCCCCUACCUUGUCACAACAACUGAUUGGCUCAAAUGCAUGAAAAAGGAAAGAAAUUCCACAAAUUAACUUAACAAGGCACACCUGUUAAUUGAAAUGCAUUCCAGAUGACUACCUCAUGAAGUUGGUUGAGAGAAUGCAAAGUGUGCAAAGCUGUCAUCAAUGCAAAGGGUGGCUACUUUGAAGAAACUCAAAUAAAAUAUUUUGAUUAGUUUAACACUGAUUACUACAUGAUUCCAUGUGUUAUUUCAUAGUGUUGAAGUCUAUUAUUCUAUAAUGUAGAAUAAUAUAAAUAAAUUAAGAAAAACCCUGGAAUGAGUAGGUGUGUCAACUUUUGACUGGUACUGUUGAGAUAUAUAAAAUAGCUUUCCUUCACUUUUGUGUGUGCAGAGAGAAUGUUGUUCAUGUGCUUUAUUUGUCUUGGAGAGAAAAAAGGUUUUAAAUGUAGUCUGCACCUUUUAAAUGUUGAGCUUGUAUGUAAAUAUGGAGAAAAGGAGCUUUGUCGAUAUGCUGUGAAAAUUCUAUAAAGCGUGUCAAGAUGGCUGUGUGUCAAGACAGGCUACCUAGCCUGUCAUUUUAUUGCAGUAUUUAUGCAUGAAAGAUAUGGCUACUUGUGUAGGAUGUUUUCUUUUGAAUUGUAUUUGUUGGGGUUGCCUAUGUUGUAAUGGGAAAACAUGCACAUAUUUUAUUGUGUAAUAAAGGACUCAGCAAAGUCUAACAGAUCAUGUGUAAUGUACUGGUAUGUAUUUGCCAUUUUGCUAUGAUGGUGGAAUUUACUCUAGGUCAUGAAAGGUUAACAUGGGAAGCUAUUUUAAGUGUGUCUUUUAGAUUCAAGACUAUUCAUUUGUUCUCAAGCAAGACUCAUAACCACUGUCGCAAUACUUCAAAGCAACUUCCUUUUUGUAUUUUGUUUUAUGUUCAAAAGCAACCAAUAAGUUGCUAGUGGCCAUCCAGUUUGAUGUAACAGUAUUGCACCUCUAGCCUUCCUAAGAACCGCUGUAUUCAUUGCUUUUCAUUUUCCGUCGGGUGUUGAUAUAGGGCAAUUGUAUUUGUGUGCAUUGUAAAUAAAGAUGGAGGUGGAAUUGUGAA
This is a messenger RNA of Oncorhynchus keta (chum salmon), 7920 nucleotides long. Its product is annotated as coenzyme Q-binding protein COQ10 homolog A, mitochondrial-like. The record is from RefSeq and is a predicted model, not a curated record. Gene Ontology annotation, molecular function: ubiquinone binding. Gene Ontology annotation, biological process: cellular respiration; ubiquinone biosynthetic process. NCBI's taxonomy places the organism in Eukaryota, Metazoa, Chordata, Actinopteri, Salmoniformes, Salmonidae. The transcript has 5 exons. Gene Ontology annotation, cellular component: mitochondrion. Bases 433 to 1179 code for a protein of 248 amino acids.